AUGUUUGGCCACAAGAAAUCUAAAAGGCCGCAGCAAUCUCCCUCGCAACCGACAAACCAAUUCGCUCUCGCUGCUGCCCGCGCAAUCGUCCCUCCCAGAUCCCAAACUCCGACCUUAUCUGCCGCCGCCGCCGCUGCUGCCCUCCAUGCCUCGCCGAAACAAGUCACAUCUCCUGCAUCCCUCGUCACCCGUCGAAUGGAACGACGAGGGAGUAUUAGCAGUAUAACAAGUGCCCCUCCCGGUUUCGCUUCGCCGAUAAGUGGUGUCGGAAGGAGAGGUAGCGAUGCUAGUAUGACCGAGAGGAUAGGGUGGUUAAGAGGUACCGACGAACAUGGAACUGGCAGCGGCAGUCGGCCCGGUAGCAGACAGAGACCGAUCAGUAGAGAAGUAGUAGCGUCGCCGACAAAGGGAGUAGGGAAACGAGUGUCAAUUGAAGACCACAGAUCAUCCGCGACGACAACGACGAAACCGAAGACUCUAGGUCAAUUGGAAUCGAAACAUGUACCGAAAACCGGGAAGGUGGCACCAAAGUCCGUGGUUAAGGGCGGGAAUAAGACUAAGGCUGCUAGGGAACCGGUGGAAGAGGAGUCAAUCAGAGAAGUCAAGAAUACUUCAAAACCCCGUAAGGCAAACUCGAAACCAAAACCCUCUCCGGAACCGACGCAUGCAGCCGCUGUAGUUGCAGCAGUAGCAGUCGCCUCAGCUGGAUCUAGGAAAUCGCAACCAAAGGCGAAGCCGAAGUCGAAGCCGAAGCCGAAGCCAGUCGAACCGGUAUACUCGAGCGAAUCCGAAGAAGAAUCCGAAGAAGAACUUCCUGCCCAGACAUAUUCAGAUUCAGAAUCCGAUGACGAAGAGGAACAAUUUGAAGAACCACCACCUCCACCACCUCCACCAUCCACCAACCUCAAAAAAUCACUCCGAAACAAAAAAGCCGAACCUAUUGAUGAUGGCGUCAUACGCCUUAAGAAGUCGCUACGAAGUGGACCCGUCGAGACUACCGCCAAAGCACCAGCCAAGAAGAAGAAUGUCCACGCUCAAACACACUCCGAUACUCAAGGCGGUAUGCUAUCCAGAGGCACGAUGAGAACUACGGUCCGGGAAGACAUGGAACCAAUCAUCGAUGAAGCAAGGGAACGACAACGACUCGCUUCAAAGGCUGCUAAGGCCUCUGCGUUACAGGACUCUGCUCACGCACUGAGACGGCAGGAGGAGCCACCACACGCCGCCACAGGACCAUCGGAUGCCGUGAAAGCAUUGGCACUACAGAUCAUGCGAGAACAACAGGCCAAAAAUGCUGGAAAGCCGGUUGUACUCGAGAGCUCCCGAGCUAAGAAACGGGCGGCAGCGGCUGCUGUCCAGGAUUCGGACUCUGAUUCAGAUCUAGAGCCGGAGCCAGAACAGGAACCCGACACUCACAUCGAUGAGGACGAAGCAUUUGCUGCGGAACAACAAGAGGAAUCACGUCUUACAGAGGAAGAGGACAGGCAGGUUUACAAGCGACAUCAGUAUAACGGUUCAGUGAGCUCAGUUACUAGCUUUAUGAGUGACCUGGAAAGUAUACCUGAAGAAGCUGGAGACCAAGGUCUGAAAGACGGGAAAAAGAAGAAGAAGAAGAGGCCAGCGCCCGAGAGUGUGAUAAUUCCCGGCAGAGAUGGUGUUCCUGCGCUACCUAGUAGCCCGAUAUUGGAGAAGGAGAGGAUGCGAAUAGCCCUAGUUGCCUCGCCCGAGCCACCCAAAAGUCAUUCAGUUGAACGGAAGAGGACUUUAGAGAAACUUACCGGGGCAACGGCGGCACCAGCUUCAAUAACGACAGAUGAUAUCGCAGUAGAAGACCCGAAAGGAUCGCCUCCCUCCUCGGCAACCUUAACUGAAGAAGUCACACAACCUGUUGUCAUCCAUACAAUCCCCCCGACGCCCCCGUAUACUAUUGAUAAACUACACCCACCACCCCGUCUGUUUGAUGCCGGAUCCAGCGAUGAGGAUGUCAAACCCGCGAUAAAGACCAAUGGAACGGCAUUGAAGCCUAAGACAAAAUCAUCCCCUCCACCAAGGGAAACGCACUCUCCCCGACCCAUGAAACGACAUUCACCGCCACCACGAAGCGUUAGUCCCGCCAAGUCGGCUAUGAAGCAUACGCAACAUCACGAGGGUAGCGACCGAUCGUCGAUCUUGUCCGCCGAAGAUGGUUCUGUUGGAGGACAUAAUAGACGGAAGGCUGCCAGAGUCAGCUUUUCGGAAGACCCUAGUGUUGUUGAGAUGGAUGAUGAUUCCUAUCAUUACAAGCCUAUCCACAGUGCGUUGGACACAGUUACCGAAAAGAAAACUGUGACUAAGUCUAUUGGAGCGGUAUCAUUCAGUAGCGUGAGUCGAACGAGAGUGGAGAGGACGCCAUCGCCCGAACCAAGCUCUUUGGUUGCCGCCCAGGCUGCAGCGCCGAUUGAGCAUUCGUCAGACCACAGAUUGGGAGGAUUAAUCGGAGCUGGCUUGCUUGGGAAGUUUACCAAAGGGAAGGGAAAGAAAGAAUCCGGAAGGCAUUCUCCGGUGCCCCAGAAAAUGGGAGGCCAUGACCCGCUUGCCCCCGAAGUUAGAAGCAUGAGCCCUGCGCCCUCAAUCAGUGAUGAUGACCUGGAAAGCGAAAAUGAGACCCUAGCGACAGUAGAAUUUGCUAAGGCGAUGCCGAUUGUCGCUGCUGUCGCUACUCCUCCGUUGGCUAUGUCUACGCCUCCUCCAACGAGUACUUCUCCGGCACCAUUUGCUGUGAAGCCACCUACACCAGAACAGCCCAAGGAGGCCCAGAUAUCUGCUGGCCAUACACCCCCUGUAGUCGAGGUGAAACCAAUAUUCCCACCGCCGGCAUCAGAUCCAUCGACUACGCUCUCUGAGAACAUUGCGCAUGGUCGCCCGGUAGUCUUUAAGGAUGACUCUGGAGAGGACGAAGACCACUUCUCGGAUGCUUAUGAGGAUCUGGACCAUGUCGUACUUUCCGCAACCGGGUCCGGAGCGGUAAUCGGGGUUACAGCUGCUCAUGUUCACAGUCCGGGCAUCGCAAUUACGACCGAAGGACAGUCGGCGGUAGUGGAUACUGUAGUGCUACCGAGUAUCUCUGAGGUUGCAGACCAACCGGUAGAUGUCGCUACGCCGCCUAGGAGCCUGCCACCGCAGAUUGUUGGCAGGUUGUUACCAGAGGAGAUCAUUACUGAUGAGAGAGAGCACGCUCAUACGAUUCUGUCACCGAAGCCAAUCAAGCCGGUAUCGCCGAAGGUUAUCAGUGCUGGGCUUACAUCUUCCCCGUCUCCUCCAAUCGUGUAUACGCCACCCCCUGUUGUUAAGGCUAAGGCCACGAAUGGUGUUCCGAAGUCAAUGGGUACUAAGGCUACCAAAGCUACUAAGGCUACCAAACCGAGGAGUGACCUUGACGAAUCUCAGCAUGCGCCGAAGCCGAAGAAAGUCAAGGCAACCGCAGCUCCGGCGCCAGCCCCAGUACCUAUGCCGAUCCCGGCCCCCGCGCCUACCGCCAGUAGAAGACUCUCGAAGUCUAAACCUUCGCCAGUGCCGGCUCCAGUAGCAGUUCCUCAAAGACGUCUCUCAGUUUCAUCUGAUGAUUCUGAAUCCUCUUUCCAACGCGAAAAUCCUCACCGAAGGGCAGCCCGUCGCUCACAGGGAUUUUCAAUGCGGACAUCAAUGCGUGAUUCCACUGGACGUGUACCCCCAUCCUCCGCCACCUCACCACACGAAUCCGGCCUUGUGACAAGCAGGUUGGCCGAUACCACUGCCUCCCCGCGAUUCGAAAGCGGGUUUAGAACCGGAAGAUCAAUCGGAACCGGUGGGCCACGAAGGCGAGAGUACUCUCCUGAUAGUUCGGACGAUGACAGAAUUAGGUCUCUCCGAGCUCCAGCAAAGGUAGAAAAGAAGAGUAGGUUUUUGGGCAAUUCAACAUUGAGGAAUGGGAGCUCGGGGCCACCAGCUGGAAGGCCGCACUCAAGCUUAGGUUUUGCACCGAAAGGAAGCUCGAACACCGGACGAAGUGGGUUCAGGGGGUUCAGGAGUCGGUUUGAGGACUCUUCUGAUGAUGAGGAUAUUCAAAUUGCCACAGCCCCCCGAGCAAGGCCCGCCACCACCUACAGGCCUUUAACCCCAGAUUCUUCGGACGACGAACUACCUGUUGUACAGACAAACGGAAACAAGGUUCAACAAAACGGAUUGAAGGACUCGGCAUGGGCUCCUGCAACUGCAAAUGGGGAUAAUUACGCUUUUGCCACCGAUAUUUCCGCGGAUAUUGCGCCGAAGAAGAAAUGGUGGAAUUUUGGAUCGAAGCGGAAGUCAGGAACCGGCUCGAGGCCUGUUAGUAGGGCCAACUCGAUGAUGUCCGCUGCUCCUGCCCCACUUAUCACAAACCUACCGCCACCACCAGCACUCGACAGACGUAUCUCCGACCCCGAUCACUUUUCAUCGCCGAUGAGUACCUCCGCCGCACAGCAGAGGAACCAGCAGCUUAAGAAGUAUAGAAGGCUUAGCGGUGGAAGUGUCAAUAGUAUUGGCAGCGCGAAGACGUGGACGCCGAGUUUAGGAACAUCGACCCUAGUUGGUAGUCCCAGCGGGGUUAGCAGUGGCAACCGAAACUUGACGCAUGGGCGGUUGGCGGAGCUACAAGAAGAGGAUGAAGAGGAGCACGUCCUCAACAACGAUCCUAUCGAUAAUGGUGCUACCAACGGAAAAGCGCAAGUUGUGGAGCCUAAUGGUGGGGUUUACGGAGCCCCUAAGGCUGUCAAGAAGAAGAAGUUUAGAGGAUUGAGGAAGAUAUUUGGGAUUGACGAUUAA
Molecule: messenger RNA, 4818 nt
Organism: Orbilia oligospora ATCC 24927
Lineage: Eukaryota; Fungi; Ascomycota; Orbiliomycetes; Orbiliales; Orbiliaceae
Exons: 3
Coding region: 1-4818 (1605 amino acids)
Source: RefSeq, a predicted model, not a curated record